CUUUCUCUCGAUCAUCUGUUCUCAGUCCUAUGUGUGUGUCAUGGCGGUAGACGUGUUCCAAGUCGGGAUUUCGAUUUGUUUGUGUUUUUUACUUACUGGAUUCGCAGAAAAGCGCUACAGUUUCACAGAGAAGCAGCGUUAUGAUGGAUGGUUCAACAAUUUGGCUCACCCAUCGUGGGGCGCUGUCGAUGGUCACAUGACCAGGAGGAGUCCGCCAGCGUACAGUGAUGGUGUGUACAUGCUGGCGGGCCAGGACCGGCCCAGUCCUAGGAAACUCAGCACUCUCUUCAUGAAGGGAGACGACGGCAUGGGCUCCGCCAAGAACAGAACUGCUCUGCUCGCCUUCUUCGGUCAGGUGGUGAGCUCGGAGAUUGUCAUGGCCAGUGAGUCUGGGUGUCCCAUAGAGGUGCACAACAUAGAGAUAGAGAAAUGUGACGAGAUGUACGACAGGGAGUGUGAGGGAGGAAAGUCCAUCCCCUUCCACCGAGCUGGCUACGACAGGAAGACAGGCAUGAGCCCCAACAGUCCUCGAGAACAGAUCAACCGAGUCUCAAGCUGGAUCGAUGGUAGUUUCAUCUACAGCACCAGCGAGGCGUGGGUGAAUGCUAUGAGAUCGUUCCAGAACGGAACAUUCAUGAGUGACACGACGGGCAAGUGGCCUGUCCGCAACACAAUGCGAGUUCCUCUCUUCAACCAACCAGUGCCUCAUGUGCUGCGGACACUCAGCCCUGAGAGACUCUUUUUGCUGGGAGACCCCAGAAGCAACCAGAACCCAGCGCUGUUGUCCUUUGGUAUCCUCUUCUUCAGAUGGCACAAUGUAGUGGCUGGUCGGGUACAAGCCGAUCACCCGGAGUGGAACGACGAGGAAGUCUUCCAGAGGGCUCGGAGAAUAGUCAUUGCUAGUUUACAGAACAUCAUCAUGUACGAGUAUUUGCCAGCGUUCCUGGGAGAGGAGUUGCCAGAGUACGAAGGCUACAAGCUCGACACUCAUCCUGGCAUCACCCACGCUUUCCAGAGUUCAGCCUUCCGCUUCGGCCACACCAUGAUUCCUCCCGGGAUCUACAGACGGGAUGGGAAGUGCAACUACCGCAAGACUCACAUGGGCAACCCGGCCCUGCGACUGUGUGCCCAUUGGUGGGACUCUGGGGAUGUAAUGCAUGAGACCAGCCUAGAAGAGCUGAUGCUGGGAAUGGCUUCUCAGCUGGCCGAGAAGGAAGACACAGUGUUGUGUUCUGAUGUCAGAGACAAACUGUUUGGACCCAACGAGUUCAGCCGUCGGGACCUCGGGGCGCUCAACAUCAUGAGGGGCAGAGACAACGGAGUCCCAGACUACAACUCGGUGCGAAUGUACUACGGUCUACCGAAGAAGAAAACCUGGACGGACAUCAAUCCAGAGUUCUUUGAAAAAAAUCAGGAACUGUUGGAGAGUUUGAAGACGGCUUACAAAGGAGACGUUAACAACAUCGACCUCUAUAUUGGAGGAAUGUUGGAGUCCCAAGAUGGACCAGGUGAACUGUUCACGGCAGUUAUCAAGGAACAGUUUGUGAGGUUACGACAAGCUGACCGUUUCUGGUUCGAGAACGCUGAAAACGGUAUUUUCACACCGGAUGAGAUAGAAGAGCUAAAACAGAUCACCAUGUGGGAUAUUCUCGUGAAUGCAACGGAUAUUGUGCCCGGAGAGCUGCAGAAAGAGGUGUUCUUCUUUGUCGAUGGAGACCCGUGUCCUCAGCCCUUCCAGCUCAACACUUCCCAGCUAGAGCCUUGCUCUUACCUCAAGGGAUAUGACUACUUCGAGGGCAGUGAACUGGCUUAUGUUUACGCUUGCGUGUUCCUGGGCUUCGUGCCGCUUGUCUGCGGAGGAGCUGGGUACGGAGUCAUCAAGCUGCAGAACCGCAGACGACGUCAGCUGCGCAUGCUGCAGGAGGAACAGAAGACUGGCAAUAAGGGCAACAACGCAGCAGCUUCUGUUGACAAAAUGGCCGUCAGAGAGUGGCUUCAUGCAAACCAUCGUCGAAUAGUAAAACUCCGCUUUGGUCCUGAAGCUGCGCUACACACAGUUGAUCGGAAGGGAGAGAAGCUGCGAACUGUCUCGUUCAAACAAGGAGAUUCCGUAACAGUAGAAGAGUCUCAGGUACCUGACAGAGGAAAGAAGAAGCGUCCCCUUGUCCUUAUACGAGUUCCUCGAGACCAUGAUUUGGUUUUGGAGUUUGACUCAGUGUCUUCAAGACGGAAGUUCAUGUCCAAAUUUGAAUCUUUCCUCAGUUCUCACAAAAAGCAUCUUAUAGCUCUUCAGGCUCCACGAGAUUUGAUGCUGGCCAAAGCAGAAACCAGGGAGAGGAGACAAAAGAAGUUGGAACACUUUUUCCGAGAGGCGUAUGCUCUGACUUUCGGUCUCAAACCUGGGGAGAAACGACGCAGGGAAGAAGAGAACGGAGAAGUUGUGAUGCGUACAUCUCUGUCCAGCUCGGAGUUUGCAAGUGCUCUUGGGAUGAAAGCAGACGCUGUGUUUGUCAGGAUGAUGUUCAACAUCGUGGACAAAGAUGGAGAUGGACGAAUUUCAUUCCAGGAAUUUUUGGAUACAGUCGUGCUGUUUUCAAGAGGAAAGACCGAGGACAAGUUGAGGAUCAUAUUUGACAUGUGUGACAAUGAUCGCAACGGUGUAAUAGACAAAGGGGAACUCUCGGAAAUGCUUAGGUCUCUGGUGGAGAUAGCGAGAACUACGAGUCUGUCUGACGCUCAUGUUACUGAGCUGAUUGACGGAAUGUUCCAGAAUGCCGGACUUGAAAGAAAAGAUUUCCUGACUUACGCUGACUUCAAGUUGAUGAUGAAAGAAUACAAGGGUGAUUUUGUCGCAAUCGGUUUAGACUGCAAAGGAGCGAAACAGAAUUUCCUUGACACAUCUACAAACGUAGCUAGGAUGACAAGUUUCCACAUCGACCCAGUAUCAGACAUGGACAAAGGUUGGUUCAGAAGACAUAUCGACUGUGUCACUACCUACCUCGAGGAAAACAGACAGAACAUUUUCUACCUGUUUGUGUUCUACGUUAUCACCAUCGCUCUCUUUGUUGAAAGAUUUAUUCACUACUCGUUCUUGGCUGAACACACGGACUUGCGUCACAUCAUGGGAGUUGGUAUUGCAAUCACCCGAGGCUCUGCAGCAUCUCUAUCCUUCUGCUACUGUCUACUGCUGAUCACCAUGUCUCGCAACUUGCUCACCAAGCUGAAGGAGUUUUCCGUCCAGCAGUAUAUUCCUCUUGAUGCUCACAUCCAGUUCCACAAGAUCGCAGCUUGCACUGCCUUCUUCUUCUCUCUACUGCAUACUGUCGGUCACAUUGUCAACUUCUACCAUGUGUCGAUGCAACCGUUGGAACAUAUCCAUUGUCUAACAAGUGAAGUUCACUUCCCAUCAGAUUACAAGCCGGGGAUCACGUUUUGGCUGUUUCAAACUAUAACAGGUAUCACAGGAGUGUUGUUGUUCUGCGUGAUCAUCAUCAUCUUUGUGUUUGCUCAUCCGUUGAUCCGUAAGAAAGCCUACAAGUUCUUCUGGUUGACCCACAGUCUCUAUGUAUUGCUGUAUUUGCUCUGUCUGAUCCAUGGAUUGGCUCGGAUCACAGGACCGCCCCGGUUCUGGAUGUUCUUCAUAAUUCCUGGGAUCAUCUUUACUCUGGAUAAGAUUGUCAGUCUGCGCACAAAGUACCUUGCGCUGGACGUACUCGAGACGGACCUACUGCCCUCGGACGUGAUCAAGAUCAAGUUCUACCGACCGCCAAACUUCAAGUACCUCUCGGGUCAGUGGGUGAGACUAGCCUGUACGGCCUUCCGCACAGACGAGUUCCACAGCUUCACACUCACAUCGGCUCCCCAUGAGAACUUCCUCUCUUGCCACAUCAAGGCGCAAGGUCCGUGGACGUGGAAGUUGCGCAACUACUUCGACCCUUGCAACUACAACCCAGACGAGGACCAGCCUAAGAUCCGGUUGGAAGGACCAUUUGGAGGUGGUAACCAAGACUGGUACAAGUUUGAAGUGGCUGUCAUGGUUGGAGGGGGUAUUGGAGUCACGCCGUAUGCUUCUAUACUCAAUGAUCUUGUGUUCGGGACGUCUACAAACCGAUACUCAGGAGUCGCUUGUAAGAAGGUCUACUUUUUGUGGAUCUGCCCCUCUCACAAGCACUUUGAGUGGUUCAUAGACGUCUUACGAGAUGUGGAGAAGAAAGAUGUUACCAAUGUAUUAGAAAUUCAUAUCUUCAUCACACAGUUUUUCCACAAGUUCGAUUUGAGGACCACAAUGCUGUAUAUUUGCGAGAACCACUUCCAGCGUCUCUCCAAAACCAGUAUGUUUACUGGCUUGAAGGCAAUCAACCACUUUGGUCGCCCAGACAUGUCUUCGUUUUUGAAAUUUGUACAGAAAAAACACAGUUAUGUCAGCAAGAUCGGAGUGUUUAGUUGUGGGCCAAGGCCGCUUACCAAAAGUAUCAUGUCUGCUUGCGAAGAAGUCAACAAAGGAAGAAAGCUGCCUUACUUCAUUCAUCACUUUGAGAACUUUGGAUAAUCAUCUUGUCAUUUCACUCUGCUUCUUUUAUCAAUAGUUCAUUAUGAUCAUUGUAAUUUAAGAUCAUAACAGUUUUAAGUUGUGCAUGAAAGCUAUGCCCAAAAAGUAUGUACCUAAGCUCUUUUAAGUGUGGAACUUGAUUCUAAAAUUUCAAAGUACAAACAGCAGAUCUUAUGUUGAAAAUACACCUAGCAUGAUACCGAUGAAUUUUAAUUAAAUAGAUAAUCUAGUUUCACAAUCAAUUAGGUCAGGAUAAGUUGUUUCAUUUAAUAUUUCUUGUUAAAUUAUUGUUGCUUAAGUUUCUUCAGUUACUACUAACCAUUUCAUUAAAAAUUUAAGUUAAGUAUAGUGACAUUAUGUUAUGAAUGACUAUUCAAUGACUAUUAUUCCGUACCAAAUAUUGUACAGCCUACCUCUUCUUUUACUUUGGUGCUUCAAGUUUGGAUUUUUAUCAAUACAAAAUCUAUUCCUUAUGUUUGAUAAGGUAAUUUCAAUUUGAAAUAUUUUAGCAGUGAAAUUGAUGCUCCCUAUAGGCCUACUGCUUUGAUGUGAAAUAAAAGUAUAAAAAAUGGGUAGAAAUUAAUAUUUUAAAAAAUUUGCAUUGCUAGUUCUUUCAUUGACAAAACAGUAUUCUUCUUAAUCCUGAAUCAAUUUUAAUUUGAUUAGUUAUUUUAAACAUUAUUAGAGCUAUUUGCAUAAAGACAUUUUAUGUGAUUUUUCUAUAAGUUUUCAGUAGCAUUAGAAUAAAAUAAAUUCACUAAAUUACAAGUCAGUCUCGUAUAGGUUACUAUCUUUUUUAGCUUUGUAACUAGAAUAUUUUCAUUUUACACAACAAUAUAGUUUCCCAUGUACUUCCUCUACAUUUUACAUUCUUUAAACAUUCCAUUACCAUAUCUACCAUGUAUUCUUUGUAAAUUAAGACGUUGUAAAUACGUUAGGGAUAUUUAUUUAUUACUAUAAAACCAAUAUAGACAGUGACGAGUCUAGGUUUUAAAAGUUAAUAUAGAUUUCCACCACCAAGAGAUAUGUGAUUUCAUUUAUAAUUGGGUAGCAAAUAUAGUUUGCCCAGUUUAAAUGGUUGUUUCAUUGAUAUCAUAUAUUUCAAGGAAACUUUGUAUAUUUUGUAUCAUAUUGGUAUAUUAAUAAAUUAAAGGUUCUGAUAUUUA
Molecule: messenger RNA, 5715 nt
Organism: Macrosteles quadrilineatus (aster leafhopper)
Lineage: Eukaryota; Metazoa; Arthropoda; Insecta; Hemiptera; Cicadellidae
Product: dual oxidase-like
Exons: 25
Coding region: 41-4549 (1502 amino acids)
Biological process (GO): response to oxidative stress
Molecular function (GO): heme binding; peroxidase activity; calcium ion binding
Source: RefSeq, a predicted model, not a curated record